This is a messenger RNA of Ilex paraguariensis (yerba mate), 1710 nucleotides long. NCBI's taxonomy places the organism in Eukaryota, Viridiplantae, Streptophyta, Magnoliopsida, Aquifoliales, Aquifoliaceae. The record is from the annotation of a GenBank genome assembly.
UGAAUUUUUUGGUAGGACUUUGCCCUAGUUUUUUUCUGGUAGUUUUUGGUGGAUAGCAAUGCGUUCAUCUGCGUGAUCUGUUCAUUUUGUUCAGUUUUUAGGUAAAAAUUUGUUGCUAAUGGUAUAUGUUUUUGUUUGAUCAAGCUGAUUGAGCGAUUAGGAAGGCCCUCUUGCUGAUCUUUUACCAGUUUUGGUAGCUUAGAAAAUGAAAGAGAUAUGAGGAACCGGAAAAAUAGUAAUUUCGGAUUGUUUCUGCAUAAUUUACUUGGAUGAAAUUAGAAAAAAUAGUGACACGCUUUAUUAUUUAAGAACUACACUCUGCAUAAGGUGUAGAAUUUGAAACUGCUUCUUAUUUUAACCUCAUUUUUAUAGGCAAGAAAAUGUAACCUGAUUUGCAGGCUAAAUUUGGUUUCUAGUACAAAUCCGGUUGUGUUCUAAUAUUGCAUUUGACAGCAUGAAAUUGGAACAUUGGCAUAGAAAUUGAGACCUUACUAUCUCAAACUUUAUACUAAUUUACUUCAAUUCUCAUUUCAAGGCUUCAUUUCCAUGCUGACAGAUGCCUUCAAGUAUAGUAAGAGUGAUUUGUUCACAAAUUGCAGAAUUUGACUGACUUAAUGAGCUGUUUUCUUUUUUUGCAUCAGGAAAUCAAUAUGAUUGGGUCUUUUCUUACCAGAGGCCUUGUGAUGGUUUUUGGUUAUGUUUAUCCAGCUUAUGAGUGCUACAAAACUGUGGAAAUGAAUAAGCCUGACAUUGAGCAACUUCGCUUUUGGUGCCAGUAUUGGAUCCUAGUUGCUGUAUUGACGGUUUGUGAGAGGAUUGGCGACACUUUUGUUUCAUGGGUUCCAAUGUACUCUGAAGCUAAGUUGGCAUUUGUCAUAUACCUGUGGUAUCCUAAGACAAAGGGAACAACAUAUAUUUAUGAUUCCUUCUUUAGACCUUAUGUCACAAAGCAUGAGACAGAAAUUGAUCGUAACUUGUUGGAACUGAGGACUAGGGCUGGAGAUAUUGCAGUUUUGUACUGGCAAAAAGCUGCUAGUUAUGGUCAGACAAGAGUUUUUGAGAUCUUGCAAUAUAUUGCUUCGCAAUCGACUUCCAGACCAGGCCCUCCUCGGACGCAACAAGGUGCUAGAGUUCGCCAACCCACUGCAGCGUCAAAUCGCAAAUCAGCUGCCACAACAAAGCCUCAGCCGGAAGAACCUCCUUCCCCUAGUUCUAGUAUAUCAAGCCAAUCCGAAGAAGACAAAGCAGAAGAGGCAGGUCCGUCACAAGUUCCUACAGAAGCCCCCGCUGCUGAUGGCCUGAACGCACACAAAACAACUGCAACACCACCUCUUACUGAAGCUGCCAAAUCUUUGAACUCAAAUGAUGAAGAAGCAAUGCAGAUCGAAUCAGUGUCUUCUUCAGCAAAUGAUAAUGUAAACCCUCCGCCACAAGAAACAGUCAUAGAAGAAGCCAUUCGGGUUACACGUGGCAGAUUGAGGAGAACCCGGACUGCAUCAAAUCCCUAAAUAACGAGGUAGCUCCUUCCACAUUUUAGUUUGCAAAAUGUGAGUAUUUAGGCAGUAGGUGGACAGAUACUGGAUUAUUGAUGUUGAUGUACAUUUGCCUUUAUCUGCUUUAUUCAUAACUUUAUUUGUUGUCGAAUCUUUGAACUUGGUUAAGAGCUUUUAGUGGGUAGGGUCAAAUGUUUCAAUUAUUAUUAUGAUGAAG